AUGCUCCAGGCCGGUUUCCAGGCAAAUUCGUCUGUUGAUGUUGCCGACUUCUUAGCUCAAAGAGCCGGCAGAGCAUCCAACAGAACGAUUGAUAGGCUCGUUAAGGCCUAUGGUCUCAUGAAUGUGACAAAAGAAUUCGGUACCGUGUCCUCCGAUGCAUAUGGAGAUCUGUUCGGUGUGGCUUCAUUCACCAUGGCGGAUGUCUUAUUCGAUGCGCCGAGAAGGCUGUGGGUCGAAUUGUGUGAUCGAUAUGGUUUGCCCGCCUACAGCUACCGCUUUAGUACUAUCUCUGCGAGUGUUUCACCGGACAAGCUCGUCAAGCCUGAGGAUAGGAAAAAAGGAUAUGGAAAUUUCUCUGAGCUGACGGCUCGUAUGUGGAUUAGUUUCGUAAAUACUUUGUCACCUAGCAUUAACGGAAUACUGGAUCUUUCGGAGUAG
Messenger RNA from Boeremia exigua, 438 nucleotides. RefSeq lists its product as uncharacterized. The record is from RefSeq and is a predicted model, not a curated record. NCBI's taxonomy places the organism in Eukaryota, Fungi, Ascomycota, Dothideomycetes, Pleosporales, Didymellaceae. The transcript is spliced from 3 exons. Bases 1 to 438 code for a protein of 145 amino acids.